Bipolaris oryzae ATCC 44560 is the source of this 1743-nucleotide messenger RNA. RefSeq lists its product as uncharacterized. The record is from RefSeq and is a predicted model, not a curated record. Lineage: Eukaryota; Fungi; Ascomycota; Dothideomycetes; Pleosporales; Pleosporaceae. The transcript has a single exon. Gene Ontology annotation, molecular function: catalytic activity. Bases 1 to 1743 code for a protein of 580 amino acids.
AUGGUCUCUUCAGAUCGUAUCCCAGAUGUUUAUGGCCCUGGAACCUACACAGACAAGACCUUUGUUCCCGUCCCGCAAGAUACCGCACGCAUCUUCCGUCAGCUCGCAUCGCAAACACCUGGCUUCACUCAAGAUGAAAGUGUUCUCUCAAAAGUGAAGUUCACUGGUGAGGAGUAUCCUGUCAUCCCAGGACCCAUCAAGGCAACAUCCGUUGCCGCUGCCCUGCAUGCUAUGUGUGGUGUCCUUGGAGAUGAGAUACUCGCAAUAAGAGGUGCCAAAGACGAUAAGCGUGAGAUCACUGUGAACACUACACACGCUGCGAUGUGGUUUGGCUGCAUUGCAACGGCGUUUCUCAACGGAGAAGACGUGUUGAGCAUGUCAGCACAGAAGAAGCUUGGUGAAUUGCUUCCGGACUGGGAGCAGGGCUGGACAGACACACCACUCAAGUACCGUGCAACCGCCCUAUAUCCUACCAAAGAUCCUGAGACAUGGUACUCGCUUCAUGGAAGUAUGAAUGCUCCUCCGACCCUCAAGAUGAUCGGCAUCGACCCCAGCACUCCAGUCUCGUCAAAUGAGGAAGCUGCAGCGCUCAUUGCGGAACAUACCAAGCAAUUUAGUCCUGCAGAACUCGAGCUCAAGAACUUAAUGAACGGUCUCUGUGGCUCCAUCUGCUUCACACCCCAACAAUGGAACGAGUCGACAAUGGGCAAGUCACUAGCUGCACACCCACUCGUCAAUGUCAAGCAGCAGAAACAAGCUAUCUCUACCCCACCCAUCAGCUUCCCACCUCUUAGCCCUCAAGACCGCAGGCCCCUCGCUGGUGUCAAAAUUGUCGAACUCACCCGUGUCAUCGCUGGCCCAGAAGUCGGUACCAUCCUUGCAGCAUUCGGUGCGGACGUCAUCCGCCUCAACCCGCCUCAUCUCCCUGACAUCAACAUCAUGCAACUCACGCUCAACGCUGGAAAGCGUACUUCAACCGUCGACCUUCGCAAAGAGUCUGACAGGACAUAUCUGCAAUCCCUCCUCGCAGACGCCGACGUCUUCAUCCAAGGCUUCCGCAUGGGCAAAAUGGCCAAGUACGGUCUAGGUCUCGACGACAUGCUCGAGAUGGCCGGUAAGAGAGGCAGGGGCAUCGUGUACGUAUCUGAGAACUGCUACGGGCCAGACGGGUACUACAAGGAGCGUCCUGGCUGGCAGCAAAUUGCUGAUGCUGCGGCUGGUUCCGCAUACGUAACUGGUAAGGCACUGGAAGUCACACAGCAGCUUCCGAAGAAUGAGGCUGUGCUGCCUAGUCUGCCUAUUUCAGAUAUGUCAACUGGAGUCCUUGGAGCCGUAGGCGCUAUGCAGGCUCUACGCGAUCGUGCGAUUAAGGGAGGAAGCUAUCAGGUCCACUCUUCGCUUGUUGGUGUAAAUGCGUAUGCGCUGCGUGAAGAUGUUGGAUUGUAUCCGCUUGAGACUGUAAAAGAGUGCCAGGAGAGGUUUCAGUGGGGCGAUAUGCGCGGAAGUCAUCAUGUGCUUGACUUGCUCGUAACAGUCUACAAGGGCUGGAAGAAGGUUAUCGGGCAGUACCUGGAGGAGAACUGUGGAUGGUACCAGAGUUUCGAGAACAGCGCAUUUGGCAGUAAGAAGUUGAGUAUCUUGAAGCCUGUGCCUCAAAUCAAGGGUGCUGAGGGUGCGGCUUGGAGUACUCCAAGCGUACCGUAUGGCAUGGAGAAGUUGGAGGAAUUGAAAUGGUCCUCUUAA